Messenger RNA from Fusarium subglutinans, 633 nucleotides. RefSeq lists its product as uncharacterized. The transcript has 3 exons. The record is from RefSeq and is a predicted model, not a curated record. Lineage: Eukaryota; Fungi; Ascomycota; Sordariomycetes; Hypocreales; Nectriaceae. The coding region runs from base 1 to 633 and encodes 210 amino acids.
AUGUCAAAUACUUGCGUUGCAAUCGACCCCAAUGGUGACACUUUAGUCAUCCUGGCAACCAAGCAGGAUCCUCCUCCGUCCAAAGAAGUCACUGAACCUGCUGGCACCACCGAGUCGCCGACAUUCAUCGAGAAACAUUUUCUCUGCUCUCAGAAGCACCUGACACUUGCAUCGCGUCGUGCUUCUAAGUUGUUCUCGAGCGCCUUCAAAGAAGCUUCCAAACAAGACGAUGGUCUUUAUCAUUGGGACUUUGGGGAUGUUUUCGAUGUGCAUGCCUUUGAGGUGAUCUUAAAAAUCAUACACGGAAAACCCCGCGGCGUUCCCAAGAUUGCCCAAUUAGAUCUUCUAUCACAAAUGGCUUCUAUUGUUGAUGAUCUAGAGUGCUAUGAUGCACUUUCGUUCUGUACUGACAUAUGGCUUUGGGCAUACGGUGGGACUUAUAAACUGCCGGAAAGAAUGGAUAAGACACUGGCACAACUCAUUCUCGUUUCUUUUGUGUUUGCGAAUAAAGACAUCUUUCAAAGGUGUAUACAAAGAGCUGCUCGGUAUACCUGCGAGGGCAUGCCUACAUUUGAUCUACCAAUCCGCGCAGAUAUUCCAAGGCGCAUUGAAGAAUCGGAAGCUGGGAUGUAG